Molecule: messenger RNA, 1419 nt
Organism: Penicillium expansum
Lineage: Eukaryota; Fungi; Ascomycota; Eurotiomycetes; Eurotiales; Aspergillaceae
Exons: 1
Coding region: 1-1419 (472 amino acids)
Source: RefSeq, a predicted model, not a curated record
AUGAACAGUGCCUUGAAUGUGGGUGAGGCCAUCGAAGAAAAGAAACGCUUCUACGAUGCAUACCAAAAUGUUUCCGGGGAAAUAAGUCAACCAUCCGCGGGGCCCAGCACAUCAUCCCUACAAUCCUGCUCGCAGAAUACAGAGAGAAUGUUGUACUUUCGAAAUCAAUGCCAAAAGAACGCAGACAGCCUCAAGUUGAGAAAGCGAGAAUACUACCGGAAGAACGCAGACAGAAUCAAGUCGAGACGCCGAGAAUACCAACGGAAGAACGCAGACAGAAUCAGCUCGAGAAACCGAGAAUACCAACAGAAGAACGCAGACAGAAUCAGCUCGAGAAACCGAGAAUACUACCGGAAGAACGCAGACAGAAUCAAGUUGAGAAAGCGAGAAUACCAACGGAAGAACGCAGACAGAAUCAAGUUGAGAAAGCGAGAAUACCAACGGAAGAACGCAGACACCCUUAAGUCGAGAACCCAAGAAUACCAACGAAAGAACGCAGACAGAAUCAGCUCGAGAAACCGAGAAUACUACCGGAAGAACGCAGACAGAAUCAAGUUGAGAAAGCGAGAAUACCAACGGAAGAACGCAGACAGAAUCAAGUUGAGAAAGCGAGAAUACCAACGGAAGAACGCAGACACCCUUAAGUCGAGAACCCAAGAAUACCAACGAAAGAACGCAGACAGAAUCAGCUCGAGAAACCGAGAAUACUACCGGAAGAACGCAGACAGAAUCAAGUCGAGACGCCGAGAAUACCAACGGAAGAACGCAGACAGAAUCAGCUCGAGAAACCGAGAAUACUACCGGAAGAACGCAGAUAGCCUCAAGUCGAGAUACCGAGAAUACCGCCGGAAGAACAAAGAGAGAAUUAACCUCAGACAAGAACGGGGACACAAGACGAAAGAAGAUCUGCCAAUACAAGAAUUUAAGGCCCAGCCCAAGGAAGAGGUCCGGCUCAAGGAAGAGUUCCAGCUCAAGGAAGAGUUCCAGCUCAAGGAAGAGUUCCAGCUCAAGGAAGAGUUCCAGCUCAAGGAAGAGUUCCAGCUCAAGGAAGAGUUCCAGCUCAAGGAAGAGUUCCAGCUCAAGGAAGAGUUCCAGCUCAAGGAAGAGUUCCAGCUCAAGGAAGAGUUCCAGCUCAAGGAAGAGUUCCAGCUCAAGGAAGAGUUCCAGCUCAAGGAAGAGUUCCAGCUCAAGGAAGAGUUCCAGCUCAAGGAAGAGUUCCAGCUCAAGGAAGAGUUCCAGCUCAAGGAAGAGUUCCAGCUCAAGGAAGAGUUCCAGCUCAAGGAAGAGUUCCAGCUCAAGGAAGAGUUCCAGCUCAAGGAAGAGUUCCAGCUCAAGGAAGAGUUCCAGCUCAAGGAAGAGUUCCAGCUCAAGGAAGAGUUCCAGCUCAAGGAAGAGUUCCAGCUCAAGGAAGAAGUCUAG